Messenger RNA from Cordyceps militaris CM01, 1380 nucleotides. RefSeq names its product multidrug transporter. The record is from RefSeq and is a predicted model, not a curated record. The transcript has 3 exons. Gene Ontology annotation, biological process: transmembrane transport. Gene Ontology annotation, molecular function: transmembrane transporter activity. Lineage: Eukaryota; Fungi; Ascomycota; Sordariomycetes; Hypocreales; Cordycipitaceae. Bases 1 to 1380 code for a protein of 459 amino acids.
AUGACAGAGCGCCCUUCUGAAUGGGACGCCCAUCCCGGCAACCCGUACUCGUGGCCGGACCGGGCGAAAUGGGCCGUCAUGGCAACCGCCCUGCUCGUGACGCUGCUCGUCGGUCUCAACGCGACAUCCAUCACCACAGCCGGCGACCGCCUCACCGCCGACUUCCGCCUCGGCGGCAGCAGCAGCCUCCUCGAGACCAACUUCUUCGCCGUCACCGCCUGGAGCGCCGCGGCCGCGCUCGUCCCGCUCGUGACGCUGCCUUUGAUGGACACCUACGGCGUGCGCCGGGGGUACCUGGCUUGCUACGUCCUCUUUACUGUGCUUCUCAUCCCGCAGGCGCUGGCGCCCAACUUUGCCACGCUCGUCGGCUGCCGCGCCGUCGCCGGCGCCGCUGCCGGCACCCUGCAGAACGCGGCUGACGGCAUCGCCGCCAACCUGUGGCCGGACCCGCGCGCGCGUGUGCUGCCGCUGACGGGCUACGUCUUCUGCCUCGUGUUUGGCGUCACCAUGGGGCCGGUGCUGGGCGCCGUGUGCGAGCCUCUAAACUGGCGCUGGAUAUUUUGGCUUCAACUCAUCCUGUGCGGCGCCUCAUUCCCCAUCGUGUACAUCUUUCUCAAAGAGACCAGAGGGUCGGUGGUGCGCCGCAGAUGCUGUCCCGAAGACGACGAGGAACCGCGCGGCAACGGCGCGCUGCAGGAGCUGCGCGCCGCGACGACGCGCUCCGCCGUGCUGCUCACCACCGAGCCCGCCGUCGCCCUCUUCACCCUGUGGUCGUCCUUUGCCUUUGGCCUCGUGUUUCUGUCCACGCAGUCGAUCCCGCUCGUCUUCGGCUCCGCGUUUGGCUGGCCGGCGUACCGGAGCGGCCUCGUGCAGAGCGCCAUCGGGCUCGGCCAGGUUCUCGGCUUCGGGGCCUGCCUGCUCCAGCGCACCAUCUACAUACGCAGCGCGCAACGGAAUGACGAGGACCCAGGCGUGCCCGUGCCGGAAGCUAUCCUUCACCUGUCGAUUCCGACGACCCCGGUAGCGCUGGCCGGCGGAUUGUUCAUGUACGGAUGGAGCAUAUACCAGCCGCACUGGAUUGUGGCGGCGGUUGGACUGGUGCUUGUGGGUUUCGCCAGCAUGGUUAUUGUCAACUCGGCGAGCAUCUACAUUACAGACUCCUACUCGACCUUUGCAGCUAGUGCCAUUGCGGCUGUCGCAUUUGGUGAGAACUUUUUUGCUGCCUUUUUGCCGCUGGCCGCCAAGCCAAUGUAUGAAAGGCUGGGCUACGACUGGGCAAGCAGCUUGCUUGGAUUCGUCGGGCUUGCGCUGACAGCGGCGCCUGUUCUUUUAUUCUGCAAUGGCAACAAAAUUCGCAGGACAAGUACAUUCAAGGAAUAA